Molecule: messenger RNA, 1239 nt
Organism: Andrographis paniculata
Lineage: Eukaryota; Viridiplantae; Streptophyta; Magnoliopsida; Lamiales; Acanthaceae
Product: U11/U12 small nuclear ribonucleoprotein 35 kDa protein
Exons: 8
Coding region: 83-1057 (324 amino acids)
Biological process (GO): mRNA splicing, via spliceosome
Cellular component (GO): U12-type spliceosomal complex; precatalytic spliceosome
Molecular function (GO): snRNA binding; mRNA binding
Source: RefSeq, a predicted model, not a curated record
UGUUAAUGGGCGAAUCGGGUCGGGUUUGGAAUUUAUUUCUGGUCGGGAAAUGCUCCGUUAGAUUCUAGCCGAGUUUGAGGAAAUGAGCGGCCGCGGCGGCGGUGGUGGUGGCGCUAACCUGAAUUCGGUGUUCUAUGCGGAGGCUUACCAUCCGAUUCAAGCCGGAAGCAUCGACGGCACCGACGUUCUGCCUCACGACAACGCCGUCUACAGAGCUCUUCUCUGUUAUAAUGCAUCUCUAUAUGAUCCCUUGGGCGAUCCAAAAGUAAUUGGCGACCCUUACUGCACUCUAUUCGUAGCUCGUCUCUCUCAUCAAACCACCGAAGACACUCUCCGCCAGGCUAUGAGCCAAUAUGGGAGGGUAAAGGAUCUGCGGCUUGUCAGACACAUAGUUACAGGUGCCUCGCGUGGUUAUGCGUUUGUGGAGUUUGAAACAGAGAAAGAGAUGCGUCGAGCUUACAAGGAUGCUCAUCAUACUUUUAUCAAUGAUUCUGAAAUCAUAGUUGAUUACAAUAGGCAGCAAUUGAUGCCUGGUUGGAUUCCAAGAAGGCUAGGAGGUGGUCUUGGUGGCAAGAAAGAGUCAGGGCAACUUCGGUUUGGAGGACGAGAAAGACCAUUUCGAGCUCCGCUGAGGCAAAUUCCAUGGGAUGAAUUAAAGAGGCUGGGAAUGCCACUCCCUCCAGAGGGUAAAUACAUGUCGCGCUUUCAGAUCCCUUCGCCGCCAAGAAGGAAGAGAAGCAGGUCUGUAGAUCAAGAUGAGGACUUUGAUGUGCACAAUAGACCGAGAGCAUCCUCCCGGCGGUCAUCAAGCCCCGGAGAAAGGUCUAGUAGAUACAGAAGCCCCGGAGAAAGGUCUAGUAGAUACAGCGAAGAACGCCAUCACAGACAGGAUAGGCGUCCCCUGAGGCAUGAACCGGAGCCAUCUAAUACCGGAGAAAGAAGUCAUGUUGAUAGGGAAGAACACAAUCAUCGGCAGCGGCGCCACCACCGCGACGGGCGGCGCAGUGGUGAUGACAGAUGGACACCCGGUGGAGGAGAUGGUAUGCACAAAGAAUAGGAGACUCUGUAGAAGAUUGAAAUGGAUUUAGUAAGUGAUAGGGGAACCUUGAGCUGCCUUCAUAUACGAGAAAUAUAUAUAUAGUUUUAUGUAUUCUUUUUCUUUAAAUUACCAUACAAAAUUUAUAAAUUUAACUCAAACUCUUGUAUAAUCCAAAAUAUGCGAGACCCUUUUUUCUUUUC